AUGAUUGACAGAUGCACCUGCUCCACGCACCCCCUCCCACUCUCAUCCUCACGCCGUGACGUCACCCCGCAGCAGAGAGAGGCGCGGCUUGGUUACGUACACUGCGGCUGGCCGGUGCGUGGAUUGAGUGUUCCUGAUACAGACCCAGAUCACAGCCCGGCCUCACACCAGCCUCACACCGGCCUCUCACCAGCCUCACACCGGCCUCAUACCAGCUUUACGGGGGCCUCUCUCGGGAAUCACCACGGCGUGGACAGAGGCUCAGGAAGAGACAAGAGAGAGACCCAGACGUCAGCACUGCUUCAACCCAGUUCCAGAGAACAGAGGGACCAGAGGGACCAGAGGGACCUGCUGCGUGUGUCCAGAGCAUCCUCCCUCUUCUGA
Molecule: messenger RNA, 384 nt
Organism: Knipowitschia caucasica
Lineage: Eukaryota; Metazoa; Chordata; Actinopteri; Gobiiformes; Gobiidae
Source: the annotation of a GenBank genome assembly